This is a messenger RNA of Mercenaria mercenaria, 3219 nucleotides long. Its product is annotated as tripartite motif-containing protein 2-like. Gene Ontology annotation, molecular function: zinc ion binding. Lineage: Eukaryota; Metazoa; Mollusca; Bivalvia; Venerida; Veneridae. The record is from RefSeq and is a predicted model, not a curated record. The transcript has 2 exons. Bases 162 to 1919 code for a protein of 585 amino acids.
GCCAUCUUUACAUACAAUCUAAAUGACCCUCUUCCUAAUCUUGUUACAUAUGAAAGUCAUGUGACAAGGAAUUGAAGUGAGAGAAAUAUACUUACUCUCAUCAUCAGAUUGUUUGGCAUUUAUAUGGAUUUUACAGUUUAAAUAUGAUUCUCUGUUAAGAAAUGGCUGUCCCAGGCAAAAAGGAAACAGAACAAUUUUCUUCAUCGGCAACUCUGAUAGGUUCGGAUGAAGAUCUGAAAGUAUACUGCCAACCAUGUGAUAGAGACGGACCACGCAUUCCUGCCCAUGGCUAUUGCACUGAGUGCCAAGAACACCUGUGUGAAACCUGUUUUACAGUUCAUAAAAAACACACCCUUUCAAGACAUCAUACUCUUCUAGAUAAGAACAACAUGCCUGCAACUUUACAACUGUCUUCGACAGCUGUCACAGCUAGCCAGCCUGACCGCCUCACAAAACCUUGCCCUGCACACAAGAAAGAAGUGAUAAAAUUCUACUGCCAUGACCAUAAAACAUUACUUUGCAAUGUAUGUGUUACCCUUGAACACACAGCUAAGACUUGUAAAGUCGACUACAUACCCAAUGUUUCUGGAAAGAGCAUUGAUGGUAAAGAAUACAAAAACAUCCUGAAAGCCAUAGAUAACAUUACUGGCCAAUGUCACAAGAUGUCAGAAGAUGUGAAGAAAGUGACAGCAUCAUCUAACAGUUCUUUGAAGAAUGUUUUGGCAAAUAUUGACAAGUUCCGAAAAGAAGUGAACCAAAGACUAGAUGAACUAGAGAGACAAGCUAAAGAUGCUGUUAAAGUUAAACAACAAGAAAAUGACAAAAAACUGAAAACAGUAGAAACAACAUGUGAUGAUGUGAGCACAUCCCUCAAAACAAGAUCCGCUACCAUCAAACAGCUGAACACAUCAAAACAAGCAGGCACACUGUUCAUGGAACUGAAAUUUGCUGAAAAAAUGAUCGAAGAUUAUGAGAAAACUAUCCAACAGGUGACAGCAUAUGAAGUCAAAGAGUACAACUUUAAGCCAAAUGAAGCAAUGUCAACUAUUGUGACUGAGAAGUCAUUUGGUAAAUUAACAACGAAAACAUUGAAACAUACAAGACCUUCAGCAGUCACAGACAUAAAGUCCCGAAAAGCUUCACACCAAGAUGACAUCUGUAUUAAAACAUCUAAAGAUAAAAACGUGUGCCUGAUAAAAGGAAUGACUUUCCUUACUCCUGAUCUUCUUGUUAUCACAGACUUUGGUAACAAAGCUAUAAAAAUGGUGGAUACCAACAGCAAAUCUGUUACCGAUCAAUUACAACUUGACACAGAACCAUAUGAUGUCACCUCAGUUACCAGUACUGACUUUGCUGUCACACUACCAGAGAAGCAAACCAUUCAGUUUAUAUCAGUCUCCUCAAAGAAACUCAAAAAGAGACAUACUCUGAAGGUCGCGGAAAACUGCUCGGGUAUAAGCUGUCAUCAGGGGAAAUUUGUAGUGUCAUUUAUUAAUCCUGCAAAACUCCAAAUCCUUAAUAACAAUGGUACUAUACUGAAAACAAUAAAGGGAGAAAACACUUUCAGUAAGCCAAUGCAUGUUACAACUGGCAGUAGUUUUAUUUAUGUAUCCGACUGGGCUAUGAAAACAGUUACAAGGUUAAAUUGGCUGGGUGAGGUAACUGGUAGCUAUCGUGGUGAAUUGGUAACACCUCAAGGAAUUUCUCUGUCUGAUGACAGAACUGUAUUUGUGUGUGACUCUGAGAAGAAAGUUAUAGAAGAGAUAUCAGGUGAAUGUUCCGCAGGAAAGACUGUGUUGAAGGAACCAAACUGUCCCCGCACUGUCUGUUGGAAUGCUAAAACAAGUGCACUGUACUUCAGCUGUAAAUCUGCCAAUGAAAAAUAUGCCAAUUUCCUUCAUGUUUUCAAGCUGUCAUAAACACAUAGCUUUACAAGUGUAAUAGACAGCCUCAACAAAAUAUAUUUUGCAUAUCACCAACUACUGAUUGUUAGUAACAUGGCUUGAACUUACACAUGCCGAACAUUCGUAAUAUUUUCUACUAUACAUAAAAUCAUUAUAUGAGCCGUGCCAUGAGAAAACCAACAUAGUGGGUUUGCGACCAGCAUGGAUCCAGACUAGCCUGCACAUCCGCGCAGUCUGGUCAGGAUCCAUGCUGUUCGCUUUUAAAGCCUACUGCAAUUAGAGAAAGCUUUAGCGAACAGCAUGGAUUCUGACCAGACUGCGCAGAUGCGCAGGCUGGUCUGAAUCCAUGCUUGUCGCAAAGCCACUAUGUUGGUUUUCGCAUGGUGGGGCUCAUAUAAUUAUCUUGGUACAUUUUGUUGUUUCAAGAACACUAUAGUUUGAAUUAAAUCCUCAGCAGCUAUUGAUUCGAACUAAUUUUUUCCUGGAAUGCUUUCCUAAAGUGUACUAUAAUGAAUAAAGAUAUCAUAGUGGCGACUUAUUCUGUGUUCCAGGAGGCACAAGUUACGUUCGUGAAAACAGUAUUCAAACGAACAUCAAGUAUCAAUUUGUUAGAUAAAUAGACUGACCAAGAUUUCUAAUGAUAAAAGGUUGCUUUGACUUUCACUGUACAUAUAUACGAUGUUUGACAUUACUAAAAACGUUGACGCAGCUUUGCCACACAUGCAACACUAGACUGUUGUGUCACUGAACUACUUUUUGUGACUAGUAUCUUAAAGCAGCAUGCCUCCAGAUCGAUCGACAAUAGGAAAAAAAUUUUUUUUUUAGAUAUCUUGAAAUAAAUGCUAUAUUUCUUAAGAAGGCUUUAAAACUUAAUUACUGACAGACUUUAUGUUACAGAAACACAUGAAAAUUUGCUGUUUUUACUACUUUUUACGAUGAAAAUCGAAAAGCGUUUGUCACGCUUUUACUCCAGGUAAACUGUCUCAAUUAUAAAUAUCUAUAGUUUGAAGUCAUUAUUCACUACUUCAGCUAUAGCACUAUUGGUUACGACGACGGGAAAAUGUCUUUAUUGCCGCGGCGGUCCGGGGUUCGAUUCCCGGCGCCGUCAUAUUUUUUUCUUGAUUUGGAACUUUUAAAAUAUUUUAGAAACAAAAAUUCAUAUUCUAAUGUUCAUAAUAUGACCAAACUUCAAAUUGAAAGAAAGAUUAUUUUUUAGCCAAAUCUGGAGGCAUGCUGCUUUAAAGGCUCAUAAUUCCUUUGUUGAUAAUGUUGCUGUUAUGAACAGGUAAUAUAAGUAAUUACAUGUUAAAUCCUA